AUGGAGGAGGUAAAGGCGUCCAUGGAGAAUGGGUGGUCAACGUCCAUCAAGAACCAAUCGUUUGAUCCAAAUUUCGCUUCACGCAAUCGUCCAUCGAAGAAACUGUCCAUUGAGCAACUGCUUGGAAACUCCCCCAUGUUUGGACUUGAAACUCUGAAUCUCAGUAACAAUCUUAUUUGGGGUACCAUCCUAGACCAAAUUUCUCAGUUGGGUUCGUUGAAAGUGCUUGAUUUAAGCGGAAACCAUGUUCAGGGAAAGAUCCCAGAGAGCGUAGGCUCACUGAAGAACCUUCAACUUCCCAGUGACAUCGGAAAGCUUGAGAAGCUAGAGAAGCUUCUUUUGCAAAGCUCGGGUUUUUAUGGUGAAAUCCCUGACUCUUUUUCGGGUUUGAAAAAUUUGACAAUUUUGGACCUUUCCCAAAACAAUCUAAGUGGUGAGGUUCCUCAAACACUAGGGUCUUCUCUCAAGAACCUGGUGUCUUUUGAUGUUUCACAGAAUAUUCUUUUGGGGUCAUUCCCAGAUGGCAUCUGUAAUGGAGAAGGCCUUAUAAACCUGAGUCUCCAUACAAAUUUCUUCAGUGGUUCAAUACCCAACUCCAUUAAUCAAUGCAUAAAUCUUGAGAGGUUUCAGGUUCAAAACAAUGGGUUGUCGGGUGAUUUCCCAAAUGCUUUAUGGUCAUUACCCAAAAUUAAGCUCAACAGAGCUGAAAACAAUCAAUUUUCUGGAGAAAUACCUCACUGGUCCCAUCCCGCAAAAGCUUCAAAACUUGAAGCUUGCUCUUUUCAAUGUGUCUUUCAAUCAACUAUCUGGUAG
Molecule: messenger RNA, 813 nt
Organism: Alnus glutinosa
Lineage: Eukaryota; Viridiplantae; Streptophyta; Magnoliopsida; Fagales; Betulaceae
Product: probably inactive leucine-rich repeat receptor-like protein kinase At5g06940
Exons: 2
Coding region: 1-813 (270 amino acids)
Molecular function (GO): protein binding
Source: RefSeq, a predicted model, not a curated record